CGCCAUGUCGCGGGGGCCGGUGCGGGUGCUGCGGCUGGGGCUGCGGCCUUACGCCGAGGCGCUGCGGGUGCAGGAGCUCUGCGUGGGGGCGGCGCGGGCGGCGCGGCUCCCCGUCCCCGUCCCGGGGGAGAGCGUGGUGCUGAGCGAACCGGCGGAGCCCGUCUACGUUUGGGGGCUGCGGGGGGCCCCGGAGGCGGAGGUGGCGGCGCGGCUGCGGGCGCGGGGCGCGGGGCUGGCGGCGGCGCGGCGCGGCGGGCAGAUCACCUUCCACGGGCCCGGGCAGCUCCUCGCCUUCCCCGUCCUCGACCUACGCCGCCGUCGCCUCCCGCUGCGGGGUUACGUGGCGGCGCUGGAAGCCCUGGUCCUGCGGCUCUGCCGCCGCCUCGGCCUGCCCGCCGCCCGCGCCCUCCCGCCGCCCUUCACCGGCGUCUGGAUGGGCGACAGCAAGCUCUGCGCCAUCGGGGUGCACUGCGGGAACCACAUCACCUCCCACGGGCUGGCGCUGAACUGCUGCACCGACCUCACCUGGUUCGACCACAUCGUCCCCUGUGGGCUGGAAGGGAAAGGCGUCACCUCACUGAGCCGCGAGCUGGGGCGGCACGUCACCGUCGACCAUGUCCUCGAGCCCUUCCUCGACUCCUUCCAGGAGGUGUUCGACUGCACCUUGGUCUUUUCGGAAGACCCCGGGGACUAGGAGAGCCGCGGCGCCUCGGCUGGGUGUGUCGGCAAACCCUCGGCACGGCCGACGAACAGCGCGGCAGCCGCCUGGGGCUUUAUUGCAAGACAAGAGCUCUCGUGCCUUUGCCUAUAGACGGUGCGUGAACGGUGGCACAGAGGUUCGGGCUGUUGCUUAAACAUCCAAACCUCCGUCGGGGCGGCUCUCCCCAGCCCCGCGGGUCUCUGUCCCUUGGCUGACACCUCUAAGGGUACCACGUCCCCAUCACUCGCUGGGGAAAUGCCCAAACAGGCACUUUUGUCUGUUUUUUUCUACCUCUCCCCCCCAAAAAAUCCGAAAUUCGGGUGAACGCUCCUGCGCCCUUUGGACAAGAGGAGGAGGGACUGGUUGGUUGAGCAUCCUUCCCUCGUUGCCGCAUAAAAAGAGGCAGAUUUUCUAUAAAGAGAGUUGCUGGGAACUUCA
Messenger RNA from Gymnogyps californianus (California condor), 1138 nucleotides. It is a transcript of the gene LIPT2, whose product is annotated as lipoyl(octanoyl) transferase 2. The record is from RefSeq and is a predicted model, not a curated record. Lineage: Eukaryota; Metazoa; Chordata; Aves; Accipitriformes; Cathartidae. The transcript has 2 exons. Gene Ontology annotation, cellular component: mitochondrion. Gene Ontology annotation, biological process: protein lipoylation. The coding region runs from base 5 to 694 and encodes 229 amino acids. Gene Ontology annotation, molecular function: lipoyl(octanoyl) transferase activity.